Messenger RNA from Habropoda laboriosa, 733 nucleotides. RefSeq names its product desumoylating isopeptidase 2. Gene Ontology annotation, molecular function: deubiquitinase activity. Bases 21 to 668 code for a protein of 215 amino acids. The record is from RefSeq and is a predicted model, not a curated record. Gene Ontology annotation, biological process: protein deubiquitination. NCBI's taxonomy places the organism in Eukaryota, Metazoa, Arthropoda, Insecta, Hymenoptera, Apidae. The transcript is spliced from 6 exons.
CUUCAAGUACAAGUAUCUCUAUGAUGUUUUCAUCAGGUCUUAGCUGCAAUCUGUCCUUCCCCAGUUGUCUGGGUUAUCCACAGGACAACGAAGAAUUAAUGCCAAACAUGGCCAGAGAGCCAAUAAUCCUUAAUGUUUAUGAUAUGUACUGGAUAAAUGAGUAUACUACACCAAUUGGAUUGGGAGUAUUUCACUCAGGAGUUGAAAUUUAUGGAACAGAAUAUGCAUAUGGAGGUCAUACUAAACCAAUUUCUGGAAUUUUUGAAAUAACACCAAGAAUUGCUGAAGAAUUAGGGGAGCAAUUUAGAUAUAGGCAAUCAGUACACAUUGGAUAUACAGAUUUUACAGAAGAAGAUGUAACCAGAAUUGUUACAGAAUUAGGAAAAGAUUUUAGGGGGGAUCGUUACCAUUUAAUGAACAAAAAUUGUAAUCAUUUUAGUAGUCAAUUUACACUUAUUUUGUGUGGACGAGAAAUACCUGGUUGGGUAAAUCGUCUUGCAUAUUUUAGUUCUUGUGUACCAUUUCUUCAACGUUGUUUACCGAAAGAAUGGUUAACGCCCGAUGCACUUCAACACUCUUUAAAUCAAAUCAGCCAUGAAAGUACAUCUUCCGAUAGAGUUACACCUUUUAGAGAGUUUAUGCGCAAAGGAACUUUAUCACGACAGUAACUAUAUCGCCAGGAUCAUGGAAUCCGAGAAACAAAACCGUCAAAACGAGGUACAAAUUUGAUAUU